Messenger RNA from Colletotrichum fioriniae, 801 nucleotides. RefSeq names its product APC5 protein (gene apc5). The record is from RefSeq and is a predicted model, not a curated record. Gene Ontology annotation, biological process: positive regulation of mitotic metaphase/anaphase transition; protein K11-linked ubiquitination; anaphase-promoting complex-dependent catabolic process. Gene Ontology annotation, molecular function: protein binding. Lineage: Eukaryota; Fungi; Ascomycota; Sordariomycetes; Glomerellales; Glomerellaceae. Gene Ontology annotation, cellular component: anaphase-promoting complex.
AUGGCUCGAUACCUCACACCUGCCAAGAUUGGCCUCCUCGCCCUCAUCGAGCUGUACACGGACGAACAUGUCCCCGCCACGGCAAUCAUCCCCGUGCUCUCUUUCAUCACAUCACAUCUCCUCGAUCCGGACCCUCAGUCCUUCACCAACACCGCCAGCAAGGACACGCGCUGGAGGAAAGCCGAGAGCACCGUCAGCCUCGUCAUCGGCAUCAAGGACUUUGAAAAGCUACUGAGCGCCCACUCCGUUGUCGUCGGCUUACCAGGGCGGAAGCUCUGGGACACGUUCCUCGCCAAGCUAUGGGGAAUCAACUCCCUCGACCUCCUCCACGACUUCUUCGCGCGCCAGUCGCAGUGCCUGGCCAAGACGAAAGAAGAGCUGCUGCGGGCGGCAGGCGGCGACGAGACCAUUGCCGCGCAGCUGUUGCAGGAGCAGCAGCAGAAGUCCGGGAUCACGCUGUCGAGGAACUCGCCGCUGGGUCAGUUUGUGCGGCGGUGCCAGCUCGAGUUCACGAGGCUGCUGUUCCACGACGCGACGCAGCUGUGGACGGACUUCGUGCAGUAUCGGCAGCCUACGGCGGGGUACCUCCGAAAGAGGAACCCUUCCUUUGGCCGGCUCAGCUUCGACAAUGUUCUCAUGACAGGCGAGCAGUCGGAGUGGGACUUGGAGGGUGUUGCGGCGCUCACGUCUGUUGUCUACGGCGACAUGGUAAGGAGCGGUACACCUGCUGCUGUGCCGGUGAGCACAGACGACAUUGAGCUCUUGCUGGAGUUCCAGAUCGAGCAGAUGCAGAGUAAGUGA